CACCACGCCCGGUUACACACCGCUCGCAUGAAUAUCACCAAGGAAAACUUCGAGCAAUCGUUCGAGGUAAUAUGUGAAGCCAUCCAUUCAUCCCAUUUCAUCGCCCUGGACACUGAGUUUACAGGACUCCGGCUCCCAGGGGCUGCCAGGGAGAAGAUGAUGGACAGCGUCCAGGCGCGGUACGACUUGGCCAAAGGCUCAUGUUCGCAGUUCAUGCUGACACAGUACGGCAUCUGCUGCUUCCGGUACGACGACGAACGCCUCGAGGCCCGGCCGUUCAACUGCUUCGUCGUGCCCUCGACCUACCACGGCUCCGAUCGUGUCUACAGCUGCCAGGCGUCCUCCAUGGACUUCCUGAGCAAGCACGGCUUCGAUUUUCAGGCCUGGGCGUCGCACGGCGUGCCGUUUCUCUCCAGGGCGGAGGAAGAGGUGGUCGAGGGCAAGCUGCGGAGGCGUUGGGAGUGGGAGGCGACCGUCGCUGCUGAAAGAAAAGAGGCCGUAGCGGCGAAGGCGAAAGCGGCAAAGGCGGCGACAGCGGCGGCGGCGGAGGGCGAGGGAGAUGGAGGUGCUACCACCGCUGAGGGUCCGGUCCACACCGCGCGAGAUGGCACCACCAUCGAAAGCCUGCAAGAACCGGAGAAGGGGAUGGUCAAGGGCGCGCUGAAAAAGGUAGAGGCGCUCCUCGCGGAGUCAUCCAGCGGGGACAAGUACGUUCAGAAAUCGGUCAAGCUCGAACCCAUGAACGGGAGGCAGCGGUGGCUCAUGUACGAGUUUGUGGGGUCGAGCACGGCCGACAUCAAGCUGUCCAACUUGCCGGGACCCGCCCACGCAAGGCCGAUGGAGAUCCGGACCGUCUGCAGGGACGACCCCGAAAAGCACGCGGAGGAGGAGGCCAAGCUCCGCGCCGAAGAGCAGGCGAGGCAGCUGGGCGACCUGCGGAGAGCGGUGGGCUUCCGGCGGGUAGUCGACGAGAUCUCCAAGGCCGGGAAGCCUGUCAUCUGCCACAACGGACUGCUGGACCUCCUUCACACGCACGACAAGUUCGUCGGUCCCAUUCCGGCCGACAUGGACGAUGGCACGCGGGCCCUCCACUCCCUCCUGCCGCGGCUGUUCGACAGCAAGGUGGUCAUGGCGAAGGCCAUGGCGGCGGGGAUGAAGCUCCCGCGCACGGUUCUCGGCGAGGCGCACCAGUGGCUCCGCGAGAAGUACCCCGCACCACCACCGCCGCCGACGCAGGAAGAGGGGGCCGAGGCGGGAGUGGAACCGGCGGAGGGCGCGGCGGAGAAGGUGCAGCAAGUCGACGGGACGGCAGCGGUGGCGAUCUCCGGGGGGGAGGCGAACGGCGAAAGUAAGACGAACGGAGAGGCGGCGGCGGCGGCGGCGGCAGGGGCAGGGCCACAGCUGGAGGCGGGGGCAGAGGCCACGGCGUCGAAGCGAGACGUGGAGGCGUUGGAGCGCGCAAGGCGGGGCUGGGAUGCCGUGCUAGCGCCGGGGUUCGAGGAGCGCUACAAGGAUGGUGGGCGGGAGCACGAGGCCGGUUUCGACGCCUACCUGACUGGUUGCUGCUUCGCGGCAGCGGCCACCGUUGGGCUCGGGGUCGGGUUGGAUGAGCUGAAAAGGAUGGCGUCUGGAGGGGAGACGCCUGCGGCGCUGAGUUCGGCGCAAAACGUCUUGCCGCUGUGUAAGGUGGUCGGGGGGCAGCAGGUGUGCCUACCUGGCCCGGCGCCUAAAGUGGAUCUCAGCCGUUACGUUCACGUGUCGGGCUUCCCGUCCGCCGCUCGCACAGACGCGGUUCUGGCACCAAUCAGGGCGGUCGACGGGUGCGGAGAUUCAUGGUUCCACUGGAUGGACGACACGUCUGGGGUCGCUGAUUGCACGUCGGCGGAAGGAGCGGAGGCGCUCUUGCGAGCAGCAGCGGCUGCUGCGGAUGCAGCUGCGGAUGCGUCCGCUGCCGCCUCUGGUACCCUCGCCGCCGGCGGUGGCGCUAACGGCGAAGAAGCUGAUCCUUGUCGGCUCUCCCUUGGGGACAUGAAGCUCGUGCGGAUGGACCACGCGCUCCUCAACGGCGGUGUUAGUAGUGCACCGGGAGCGGAAGGACAGGAGGGCGGGGAGGGUACCACGAGAGGAGCCAAGCGCCCUAGGCGUUCCUAAACCUGAGGCCGCAGGAAGGGACGAUGCCAUGGCAAUUUUGGUUGGGUAAACUGUUUCGUGAGGCCGACGAGCGGGGAACGCGUAUUCAUCUUCUCCCUCUCAUUUUUUUGGGUGUGUGGUGGACGAAAACAUGUACGACACACGUGUGAUCAGCCGUUAUUGCGUCAUAAAAGGUACAGAAACAGAUCUCGUGGCAGCCGGAAGCAGGCUUUGCUAAUGUUUGUGCGGGUGUAGGCUGAUUCUUUUUCUUGACACGAAAUGGUUGUUCGUGCCUUCGAUCCACAGCGGCCGUCGUCGUGUGAGAGGGAUCCCAGGGAAGACGUGAACGGGGUCUGUAGCUUAAGCACGGCAGAUCUCUCCCUCGGUGGUGUUGUAUCUUGACUCCCUGUAAUAGAGUAACUUGAACCUGAACGUUUGGGAGUACUGUUGUGUACU
Molecule: messenger RNA, 2586 nt
Organism: Ectocarpus sp. CCAP 1310/34
Lineage: Eukaryota; Phaeophyceae; Ectocarpales; Ectocarpaceae
Source: the annotation of a GenBank genome assembly